UAUUCAUAUUGACCCAUAUGAUAUGCAAUGAAUCUUUAGAACUCUAGCUAGACCAAUUGUUUUAGACUAGAUCUAGACUCUAAAUAGUAAACAUUGAAAAUUUGCACGUGUGAUAACCUUCUUUUAACAAAAUUAAAAAUUAAUUCUAGAUCUAUUUGGUAUUAAUGUAGGUGGUCAGAUACGCAGAAUCAGAUUACUCAUUCAAGAUUCAAGUCAAUCAAUCAUUCUGAAUCUGAUCUACAAUUGUUUUCAAUGGCUCAAUCAGAAUAUGCCAAGCGAUUAUUAAAAAAGCAAGGUUGGAAAGAAGGUUCUGGUUUAGGAAAAAAGGAACAUGGGAUAGCUGAUCCCAUAAAAGUCACUCUAAAAAUGGACAAAACAGGGGUUGGUCAUGAUCCAGGUAAAGAGUUUACUGACCACUGGUGGUUGAGAGUUUUCAAUGAAGCUGCUCAGAAAAUAGGGAAAAAGAAAGAGAUUACUGAAAAUGAUGAGAAAAAAAAGAAAGCUGAUGAUAAAAAGAAUUUUUAUAAAGGUUUUGUGAAGAGCUCUACUUUAACAAAUGGCGUAGAACUGAGUUCCAAAGAUUCAGAAUCAAGUGAAGAGGAGUCUGAAUCAAAUCCUGAUGCAAGAUUACCAACACUAGAUGACAUUCAUACAUUUUGUGGAGGUGCCACAGGACAUAGGGCAGCCAUGUUUGGAAUAAAAAUGAAAGGGAAAUUGAGCAGAGUGGCAGAGCAAGAAGCCAAUUUUGAAAAAGAAUUGAAUAAUAAAAAUAAAGCAUUACCCAACGGAGAUAGUACUGUUCAUUCUGGAAAUACAAAGAGCCAGAAGGUGAAGAGAAAAAAAAGAAAAAUUUCAAGCGAGGCAACAGAUACUCCUAGUCUUGAAGAACAGGAAGUAUUCAAUCAUGAAAAUUGUGAUAAAGUAAAAAAGAAGAAGAAAAGGAGAAGAGAAGACAAAGAAAUGUUUCCUCUGGAUAUAGGUGACAACAAUAAAGAAGACAUGGAACAAAAAGUGAAAAAGAAAAAACAGAAAAAUGAACUGCUUGAAGAGACUGUUAGUAAAAAGAAAAAGGAAUUACUAGAAGAAAUUAACUCUGAAGAGACUGUUAGCAAAAAGAAAAGCAAAAAAAAAAAAAAAGAGAUGUGUUGACAUACAAUUGUAAAUAAUAAAUAAUACAUAAAGUAAUUGUUUAAAAUAA
Messenger RNA from Biomphalaria glabrata, 1198 nucleotides. RefSeq names its product G patch domain-containing protein 4-like. The record is from RefSeq and is a predicted model, not a curated record. NCBI's taxonomy places the organism in Eukaryota, Metazoa, Mollusca, Gastropoda, Planorbidae. Gene Ontology annotation, biological process: regulation of ribosome biogenesis. Gene Ontology annotation, cellular component: nucleolus. The transcript is spliced from 8 exons. The coding region runs from base 253 to 1149 and encodes 298 amino acids. Gene Ontology annotation, molecular function: nucleic acid binding.